ACUUCCAAUUACGGCGCACGCAACACACAACCAGCAGGCGGCGGCCGGCCAGAGAGAAAGGAGGGAGAAGGAAGUUUACUGCGAAAAAUGGCGACAGAGAACCCUCGAUUCGCCGUCUCUGACGUGUCUCAAAAUGAAAUAAACAGAGAAGAUACGACAGACGAGGGGGCGGACUCUAAAGUGAGGGAGAAAGGGCACGAGACGCCUGAAGUGGGGCCCACGAUGCAGUACCUGUCGCUGACGAACGAGGAGAGAAAUCAGUACACCACAUCCUCCAUUACCAGCAACCUGGCCCUCUACGAGGAGGAGCUACAGAAGAGACCGAAGAUCUCAUCCCUCCUGUCCAAUCUGGUGAAC
Messenger RNA from Geodia barretti, 357 nucleotides. The record is from the annotation of a GenBank genome assembly. Lineage: Eukaryota; Metazoa; Porifera; Demospongiae; Tetractinellida; Geodiidae.